CGCAGAGAGAGAUCAUGAUGUUUGACGAUUCUCAAUCUGAAGAAAUGGAGGGUCUGCUGAUCUCUGACAGUUAAUGGAUGAGUGUUUAAGUGAUGUCCUCAUUUCGCGUCUGAUCGCACCAUGGAUCAGAUGACACUGAACUCUCCCAUUUUAGAUAACUCUCAGUCUGAAAAGGGGGGACAUGUACAAGUUUCCAAAAGCCUGUUGUCCGUCUAUGAGAACAGAAAGAAAUCUGACCUUGAGUUGGAUUUGGAGGCUCUGAAGAGCACACACAAGCAGCAGCUGGAGAAUUUAGAGCUUCAGCAUCAGGAUGGCCUGGAAAAGAGGGUUCUGCAGAACUCACUGCUCUCCACAAGUACUGAGUGGAUACUUAAAACCAGUUUACUGCAGGAGAGCAUCAGUCAAAACUUCAAAGACAACAGACACUGCAGGGUGACUCGUCAGAAUUCUACCUCAAAUAGGAUUAAGGCUUCAAGUACUCUAACCAAUUCUAUUGGAAUGGUGAGAGAGAGUCAUAGGAAGCCUCUGCCAAAAGAAACACAGAAAGUCAAAGAAGAAGCAGACUUAGCUGAGUGUCAGCAGCAGUUCCGCGUAACCCCAAUCCCAGAUCAUGUCUCCCAGUCUCUUUAUAAAGAUUUGAUUCAGGAUCAGGAGAGAUUGAGGAAGGAGGGCCGCGACCAGAGGAGAAAUUUCCUCUUGGCAAUGCAGAAGCCCUUCGGAUUCCACAAGAGGGAGGAGAAGGAUGCGGAAAAGAGAAAGGAUGAGAUGACAUCUGCCAAUAAAAGUGAAAAAGCAAAGCCUGUUUGUGCGCGGAAGCCAAUACCGAAAGCUGUCUUAGAUCCUAGGUUCUCUGAACAGUUGAAAGAACAGGAGCAUCAGAGGAAGAUUCGCAUUCAUUUGAGGGCUCAGGAGACUUUGAAAGCUUCCUCAGCGCCUAUUCAAACUCAGGAAGCUAAUGCAGAGAGCCAAAGCCGCAGUGCUCAGAAGACCAAAAGCAAGAUGCUGGGUUAUUUGGACCAAAGGCCAUCAUUUAGACCAAAGACUAACACAGCGGUGCCUGACUUUGACAAGCUGUACCAAGCCUUUCAACAAAAGGCCAUGGAAGCAGCAGAGAGGAGAGAUGUCACUCACUGUAAACCAUUCCAGUUCCACACAACUACACAACAGCCACGCUCCAGGAGUCCAGAAAACCCAAUGAACUCUACAAACAAGAUGAAUUUAAAGAGAAGCUGUUCGUAUGGUGGUUUAACAUCACUGUCUAUGGAUACACUUCCAAUCUAUACAACUGAUGCUGCCAGGAAAAGAUCCAUGGCCAUAAGGAGAUCUCUGGAGCUGAGUAACCUUAAAGAGCAGGAGCAUGCAGAGUGGAUGAAACAACACAGCAUCAGAUCUCAAGCUAUGAGCAAGGCAGUGGCAAUGCGAGCCAAAGCUAUGGACCCCCAUAAAAGCUUAAAAGAGGUCUACCAGGAGAAACUCAAACAGCACAGGCAAGCUGAUCAAGAGAGGGUGAAGGAUUAUCAAAAAGAGCUAAGGGACAUAAGAUCUCGAGUGACAGCUCGUCCAUACCUCUUUGAGCAAAUGUCCCAGAAAAAUGCCAAGAGUAAUGCCGAACGCAGAUACAGGUACACUUUGGAACGAGCAGGUUUGGAUGAAAACUUUGUGAGAUCAAAGGGAGAAAGUGAUAAAAGCAUCCAUGGAUCAAACAAUGUGCAUGGUGACUCAGAGGAUGAAGAUUAUCACAGCACAAAAAGUGAAAGCCAACAGAGUGCAGGAAGUGGGGAAGACAGUGUCGAAAAAGAGGAGGACAAAGAGGGGAACGCUGAAACUGAAAAGGAGGACGUGUGCUGAAAGAACAUUUGCAAAGGGAGAUCACUGUGGUUGGACUCUAAAUCAGUGACAUGCUGUUGCUUUAAUCAUUUUUAGUGUUUUUAACAUUAUGUGUUGUGUGUAUUUUUAAAGUUCAUUAGUUGCCAGUGCAAGCCUUUCGCACUGGCAAGCAGCCCUCAUACUUUCUUGUCUUUUAAGCUUUUUUUAUAAAGGGGACUGCAACAAAUAUUUUAUAGUUUUUAAUAAUGUAAUUUUACAAAUUGUCCUGGUAAAGGAACUUUUGAGUUGUCUUGUAUAAAGAUUUUACAAUACAAAGGGGAUUAUGAAUGUCCAAGAAAUUCCAUCUGGGUGUCAUAACAUUUUUAUUUAAAUCGAAAAUCAAAAGCAAGUUUAAUUUUACUAUUGAAAAUACAGAAACGGGGGCUACAGAAACAACAGAGAAAAAACAUAAAAUAAAAUAAAUUCUUGUCAACCAUAUUAAAAUAUAUUUGCUUGAGUUCUGCUUAUUGCACUUUAAAUGAUCUUGUAAACCACAUAAACAGCUUUUGGGCUGCCUCAGUUUGCAUAUGGUAAAUUGGGGAAGCACUGACCUGGCAUAAACACACCGUCAAAGAAGUUCUGAAUGACUGCUAUAAUUAUGAACUAUAACUGUCACAGAGGUGAGCUUUAUUCACAAAACUGGAUUUUAAUAAAUACACAAACUACAUUUUGUGACAACUCCCCUUAGCACAAGACUCAUCUGAAAUUCCCAUUCUGAUGUCCGGGUAUUUAAAGAGCUGUAUGAUUGGUUUAGUAAACAGCUCAGGACAUUUGUCUGCAGUUGGAUAAGAGCUUGUGUUAGUACAUUAUAAGCAGUCCUUGGCAACAUCAAGAGGAUUUUCAUCCAAUUGGCCUUUAAGGUGAACAUUUCUUCAGGCCUUAGUUGCAUUUUUAUGGAAAGUUCCAGCAUUUUGAGUUAUUUUAGAGCAUUUUAAAGGCAUAAUUUGUGCUUUCAGAGUCUUCAGUUGAAACAAAUGACCCGUGCAGCAUCCAUGCAAAGCUUAAAUCUCAAUGUUCAACACAAUAUGAUUUCCAGUGUUGUCCAUUUGAGGAUUAUAUUGUACAUUCUGUGAUUAAAGGACUGGCAACACAAAAAAAUCCUUGUGCUCACAGCCUUUAGUUUAACUUCUGUAAAAGCAUGCAGCAGAAACAUAGUUCAGUGGUAAAGCAGUGCAUUAGCAAUUAGCACUGCAAAAGGUCAUGAGUUUGAAUCCAGAGAAGACUUGAUCUGAAACUAAAAAAAUUAUGCCUUGUAAUGGACUGUAAGUCACUUUGGAUAAAAUAACAGAAAAUCCUCCUAUUCCAUUGUGUAAAAUACCAUCUGGGUACCUUUGGCAUGAAAUGUUCACAUAAUCUAAUAAAAAAUGUAUGAAAAUU
Molecule: messenger RNA, 3243 nt
Organism: Misgurnus anguillicaudatus (oriental weatherfish)
Lineage: Eukaryota; Metazoa; Chordata; Actinopteri; Cypriniformes; Cobitidae
Source: RefSeq, a predicted model, not a curated record